Molecule: messenger RNA, 1680 nt
Organism: Dama dama (fallow deer)
Lineage: Eukaryota; Metazoa; Chordata; Mammalia; Artiodactyla; Cervidae
Gene: NAP1L3
Product: nucleosome assembly protein 1 like 3
Exons: 1
Biological process (GO): nucleosome assembly
Cellular component (GO): chromatin; nucleus
Molecular function (GO): histone binding; chromatin binding
Source: RefSeq, a predicted model, not a curated record
CUCAGAGAGGCUUGGCCUCCGCCUCUUUCGCCCAGGCCUCCGCCGCCGCCGCCGCCGCCGCCGCCUCCGGUGCAAUCACCUCGGCCCAGCCGCGCCCCGCCCAGCGCUCCUGCUGCCUUCUCCGCUGCCACCUCCUCAGCCCCGGCUUCCGCCGCCAGCAUCCAAGCAUCCGUGAGUCAUUUUCUGCCCAUCUCUGGGCACGCGGUAGUGACCACCCUAAGAGGUUUGCAGGCUUGCAGAAUGGCAGAAGCGGAUCCUAACAGGGUCUCGGAGCCUGCCGCCCAGGGGGUGGAUGAAGAGAUGGUAGCUGCCUCGUCUAGCGAUUCUGGGGACGAAUCUGACAGCAGCAGCAGCAGCAGCGGCCGCAGCCCCUUCUAUAGAAGUGUAAGUGUACCUGGGCCUUCCAGAAGUGUGCGGCGGACUCCGUCAGGUAGAAGUUUCGUGGAUCAGCUGCCUAGGGCAGUUAGAAAUCGUGUGCAGGCUCUCAGAAAUAUUCAAGACGAAUGUGACAAGGUAGAUGCCCUGUUUUUAAAGGCAGUUCAUGAUCUUGAACGAAAAUAUGCCGAACUCAGUAGGCCUCUGUACAACCGGCGAUUCGAAAUCAUCAAUGCAGAAUAUGAGCCCACGGAAGAAGAAUGUGAAUGGAAUUCGGAGGAUGAGGUGUUCAGCAGCGAUGAAGAGAUACAGGAAGACUCUAGUGAGAUGCCUGCUUUAGAGGGUGAGGAAGAAGAGGAUGAUCUGGAAGCAAAACCUGAGGUCAAGGCUGAAGAGAAUGUAACACCAAAAGAAAAUCCCAAAGCAAAGACUGAAGAAAAAGCAGAGUCCAAAGAUGCUCUGGAGGCCAAGCCUGAAGUAAAAGAAGAUCCAAAAGAAGCCCCCCAGGCAAAGGCAGAAGAUAAAGGGCAGACUAAGGCAGCAGAGGCUAAGACCAGGACUCCAGGAAAAGAGGCUCCAAAAAGAGUUCCUGAGGUCAGGCCUGAAGAAAGAGCUCUUAAAAGAGCUCGCAAAGGAAAGCCUAAAAGGGAAGAUCCUAAAGGCAUUCCCGACUAUUGGCUGACUGUGUUCAAGAAUGUUGACAAGCUGGGGCCCAUGAUUCAGAAGUAUGAUGAGCCCAUUCUUAAGUUCCUGUCUGAUGUUAGCCUGAAGUUUUCAAAACCCGGCAGGCCUGUAAGUUACACAUUUGAAUUUUGCUUUCUACCCAAUCCAUACUUCAAGAAUGAGGUGCUGACCAAGACAUAUAUAAUAAAGUCAAAGCCAGAUCGCAAUGAUCCCUUCUUCUCUUGGGGCUGGGAAAUCCAAGAUUGCAAAGGCUGUAAGAUAGAUUGGAGAAGAGGAAAGGAUGUCACAGUGACAACCACCCAGAGUCACACAGCUGCUGCUGGACAAGUUGAAACCCAGCCAAGAGUGGUUCCUAAUGCAUCAUUCUUCAACUUCUUUAGCCCUCCUGAGAUUCCUACUAUCGGAAAGCUUGAACCACGAGAAGAUGCUAUCCUUGAUGAAGAUUUUGAAAUUGGUCAAACUUUACAUGAUAACGUCAUCCUGAAAUCAAUCUAUUACUAUACAGGAGAAGUCAACGGUACUUAUGAUUUCGGUAAAGAUUAUGGAAACAGGAAAUAACAAAAAUAUAAAAGAGGCUGCAUGAAAGAAUUUUCAGAAAUCUCAAAUUUCAAGCAGAAGUAA